Entelurus aequoreus (snake pipefish) is the source of this 1381-nucleotide messenger RNA. RefSeq names its product protocadherin beta-8-like. NCBI's taxonomy places the organism in Eukaryota, Metazoa, Chordata, Actinopteri, Syngnathiformes, Syngnathidae. Gene Ontology annotation, biological process: homophilic cell-cell adhesion. The record is from RefSeq and is a predicted model, not a curated record. The transcript is spliced from 3 exons. Gene Ontology annotation, cellular component: plasma membrane. Gene Ontology annotation, molecular function: calcium ion binding. The coding region runs from base 158 to 1381 and encodes 407 amino acids.
UCCUCGCUGUGUUCAUUUGAGCUUGAGGACGCAUUAGAGUGAACUAUAUCCACACGUUUGUGUCCAUUUUAAGUCUUUGUUGGAUCUAUAAUGAACGGAUAUUUUUAAAAGAAGAUCUGUCGUUUGACUUACUGGAUGCAAAUCUUGUUAUUGCAAAAUGGCACCACGAAAAUGCGUCGCUGACGCACGAUGGAUUUGGCGAUGGUUUUCUGGCCCACGACACCAAAUGGGACUUAUUUUUUGCAUCUUUUAUUUGGUCACCACGGUAAGUGGUCAGAUUCGUUAUUCUAUCCCUGAAGAGACAAAGAAAGGCUCAGUGAUCGGUAAUGUGGCGCAAGAUCUCGGCUUGGACGUGAAAAGGCUGCGUUCAGGGCGGGCCCGCAUCGUGACGGGAGAAAACGUCCAGUACACCGAGCUGAAGACAGACAAAGGGCUUCUCGUCGUUAACGACAGAAUAGACCGGGAGCAGCUUUGUGGAGAUGUGACGCCAUGUAGCUUCAGCUUUGAGGUCAUUUUAGAAAACCCGAUUGAAUUGCACAGAGUGACCGUUCGCAUCCUGAUCCAGGACCAGAACGACAACACCCCCCAGGUGCUGUACCCGGUCCAGACGGGCGGCUCGGUGCUGGCUGAAAUGGUGCCUCGUUCAGCAGAUGUGGGCUAUCUGGUGACUAAAGUGGUGGCUGUUGAUGUGGACUCUGGACAGAACGCCUGGCUCUCCUAUAAAGUGCACAAAGCCACAGACAGGGCGCUGUUUGAAGUGGGCCUACACAAUGGAGAAAUAAGAACUGUCCGCCAAGUCACUGAUAAAGAUGCUGUCAAACAAAGACUGAGUGUUCUAGUGGAGGACAACGGGCAGCCCUCUCGUUCAGCUACAGUCAUUGUUAACGUGGCGGUGGCGGACAGCUUCCCUGAAGUGCUGUCAGAGUUCACUGACUUUAGCAUGCACGACAAGGAGUACAAUGACAAGCUGACUUUUUACUUAGUCUUGGCUUUGGCUGUAGUCUCCUUCCUCUUCAUCACCUGCUUGCUGCUCAUCAUAUCAGUCAAAGUGUACAGGUGGAGACAGUCUCGCGUCCUGUACCACUCCAACCUCCCUGUCAUUCCAUAUUAUCCACCACGUUACUCAGACACUUUGGGGACAGGGACUCUCCAACACGUGUAUAAUUACGAGGUGUGCAGGACCACCGACUCCAGGAAAAGUGACAUGAAGAAUAUGCAAGCCAUGAGUCAAAGUUUAGUGAGUGUGGAUGGAGCUGAUGCUGAUACACCACAUGUGAUCAAGCAGCUGUCUGGAAACGGUUCACAGAUGUCAACUUUGUCCAUCACUGACUAUGUCAUGAAGCAGUCGCGCUGUGUUCAUUUGAGCUUGAGGACGCAGUAG